This is a messenger RNA of Cyclopterus lumpus (lumpfish), 2408 nucleotides long. RefSeq names its product T cell activation inhibitor, mitochondrial (gene tcaim). The transcript has 10 exons. The record is from RefSeq and is a predicted model, not a curated record. The coding region runs from base 442 to 1920 and encodes 492 amino acids. Gene Ontology annotation, cellular component: mitochondrion. Lineage: Eukaryota; Metazoa; Chordata; Actinopteri; Perciformes; Cyclopteridae.
AGCGGAGGAGAAGAAGAAGAAGAAGGAGGAAAAUGGCAGCUCAGUAACGCAGCGGUCCCACGGUGAGGGCACCGAGUAACUGGGGGCAAGUUAACCACCUUUACCUGUGACGUCAUGUCGACUUUGCUCCGGACAGACGGUCACCCCUGACAGCCCCCCCCCCCCCCCGCUGUCAUUGAGGAGAAGUCACGGAAACAAACCGGAACUCAGCGACAAGUUGCUUUCUGCUUGAGUUUGUUGUGAGGAGCGGGUCCUGGUCCUCCUCGGACCUGCUUUCUGAGGAGAUAGUAGUCUGAGUACAAAGGAGUUAAUCCAGAAGUUCUUCAUCAAAGCCCCUUCGAAGGAGAGCCGUGCUGUGUGGAGGCAUGUGAUCUGGAACCGGACUGCAGAGGUCAGGAUCUGAUAUGCCUUCUGGGGACCGCUGCUAGACCUGCACCUGCAAUGUCUGUCAACUCCCUCCUGAGAUGCACCAUCAGGCUGGAGAGGAAACAUGUGGCCACACAUCUGGUCCAUCAGCGAGCGCUGUCGGGGGCCGAUGCCGUCAACGCUCUCAGGCCGCUUUAUUUCGCCGUCCAUCCCGACUUCUUCGGGCAAUACCCCAGAGAACGGGAAGUGAAUGAGAACUCCUUAAAGAGGCUGAACGGCUACCUGGACAGCCUGCAGAAGCCCGGCUCCCGCUCACUCCAACCAAUGAAGCUCACUUUUUAUGUCCGGGACACAAAGGACAGCGGCGAUGUGCAGCCAGACCUCCUGGCCUCGGGGUUCCGGUCCGUGAGCGUCACCCUGCACUCGAGCGACGUCCAGAGCACGGUGACCAACGUGUUGAGGUCCUGCAGCCUGCCCGUGGGGCACCUUAAGGGGCCGAAGGCCAGUGCAGACACACCCAAGAGUCCACCCGAGGCGGGGCGGCCUUUCUACAGACCCAUCAAGUGGGACAAGAGCUACUACACCUUCACCGGGUUCAGAGACCCCGAGGAGGAGCUGCAGCAGGCCAGGAGGGUGGAGCCUGGACUCAUCUUGUGGCUGAGAAACAACGAGCCCGAGGCCACGAAGAAGCACAGCGCUAGUCUUCCUCGGAGGGACGAGCUGAACAGACUGAAGAAGGAACUGUGUCACAGAUUUGAUCUGUCCGACAUUCGGUGGCAGCGCAGCUGGGGGGUGUCCCACAGGUGCUGCCAGCUCCUGAGUCUGAGCCGACUGUCCCAGCAGAACCCUGAGGCCCUGGUCAACCUGCAAGGACACACUGUUGUGUUCGCUGACCAGUCGGGGAUGAACGCCUCUGGACACGUCAUGCUGGGAACCAUGGACGUCCAUCACCAGUGGACCAAACUGUUCGAGCAGCUGCCCGGCUACCGCAGCCUGCAGCAGCAGACGGACUGGCUGAAGGAGAGGAUCAGCCUUCUCCUGGGUGGGACUCAGGUGGUCCACAUGGAGAGGCUAAGACCGGUCCAGUCCAUUGCCGAGCACUACGGCACCCUCAGCUCCUUCCACAAGAGCCUGAUGUCCCGGCGGCUUCGCCUGCACCCCAGGAGCCUGCAGGGGCUCACCAUGCUGUUGGAGAAUGACCGCUCCAGCCCCAGCCUUCAUGAGAUGGGGCACUUCAUCAUCCCCUGCAACGCCGAUCCCCCCAAGCUGCAGGUCUUCCUCCAGAGACACGCCUCCGAGGCCCGACAGCUCACCCAACGCAAAAACCAGCUACAGGCAGAGGAGGAGGCUGUACUGAAGCUGUGUCUGCAGACUCUGUCUCUGAGGAGUCUGUCCAAGGAGGCCGGCGUGAGCUCCAGCCAGAUGAUCCGGUGCUGCAGAAGGCUGGUGGAGCAGCGCCCCCUCCUCAUGCAGGACCUCCACAUCUGUGUUUCACACUUCUACUCCGUCAUGCAGGACGGGGACCUGUGUGUCCCCUGGGACUGGAAGAGCUGAGCAGGAGGGACACGCUCAGCCAACUUCUACCAAUGCUUUUUUUUUUUUAAGAUGUCAGAUGGUCACCACAGAUUUCAUAUCAGUUCAUUCUCAAAGAAACUUUUAGAAACACGUUUAAUUCAAGCUGACUGUCAAGCACUUGAUCCUCUGAGUGGAGAAGCCAAAAGGGAGAAUAUGAUUGACAGCUGAGAUCAGUGGUUUCUAAGCUUCUUUUUUUAAACCAGGUUUGCCGAAGUGAAUACUUUUCUGUUCACUAACAAAGCAUGAAAUAUUGGUUCCGUUCCAAACCAUCAAUGUGGCGACUGAUGUUUAAAUCUGAAAAUCCAACUAUGUACACAUGUGAAUAGAACUAAUGUAUGCGAUGGUAAAGGAACCAGGGUCUGGACUUUGUAAAGAUGUCGGAGCUGUUAAGAUUGUUCCUCUCAAAUUAAAGUGCUCAUGUCAGACUUGACUGUUUAUCGAGAUAUCCAUUAAAUAUAAUAUAUUUA